AUGGCAGGGGCACGUGGCCAGAAGCAGCUGCGCGCGCCCACGGCGCCUGUCUUCCCGGCGGCCGCCCGCCUGCCGCUGGUUGGGCUGGGCACUUGGACGCAGCGCCGGCCUGGCGAGGUCAGGGAUGCGGUGGAGGCGGCCGUGAGGCUGGGCUACCGGCACCUAGACUGCGCGGGGGACUAUGCCAACGAGGGGGAGGUGGGCGAGGCGCUGGCGACGGUGCUCGCCGAUGGCAGCGUGCGGCGCGAAGAGCUGUGGGUGACCAGCAAGUUGCAGAACAAGGACCACGCGGCCGAGCGGGUGGAGGCGGCGUGCAGAGAGUCUCUGGACAAGCUGGGACUUGACUACCUGGAUCUCUACCUGGUGCACUGGGCAGUCACAGGCAACAGUGGGCCUCGCCUGGAGCCGCCGCUGGAGGUGGGAGGGCGGGCCGUGGGCGUCUCCAACUUCUCCAUCAAGAAGCUGGAGCAAGUGAUGCAGCGCGCCACCAUCCGUCCCGCGGUGGAGGCGCACCCCUACUUCCGCAACCAGGCGCUCAUCGACUGGUGCCACGAGCGCAGCAUCCACGUGACGGCCUACAGUCCUCUGGGCUCCCCACACACCUCUGCCUUCUUCAAGCGCCGGGAGGACACCCCCGACGCUACGCUGCUCGAGAUUGCAGAGCGCCAUGGCAGGAGCCCCGCAGAUGUGCUGGUCAGCUGGGCCGUGCAGCGCGGCACCUCCUGCCUGCCCAAGUCCACCAAGGAGGCGCACCUGAGGUCCAACCUGGAUGCCGCCAGCUGGCGCCUGCCAGACCAGGACUUCUCCGCCCUCAGCAGCCUGGGCCCUCAGUACAGGAUGCUGGACGGCGCCUGGUUCUGCUCGCCCGAGGGCCCCUACCGAACCCUGGAAGAACUCUGGGACACAGAGUACGAGGAGCGCACCAGCACCGUGUGA
This is a messenger RNA of Chlorella variabilis, 936 nucleotides long. RefSeq lists its product as hypothetical. NCBI's taxonomy places the organism in Eukaryota, Viridiplantae, Chlorophyta, Trebouxiophyceae, Chlorellales, Chlorellaceae. Gene Ontology annotation, molecular function: aldose reductase (NADPH) activity. Bases 1 to 936 code for a protein of 311 amino acids. The record is from RefSeq and is a predicted model, not a curated record. The transcript has 11 exons. Gene Ontology annotation, cellular component: cytosol.